AUGUCGGCAGGCUCUUCUCACGGUACGGCGCCGUCAGCAGGCACUCCAAGGUCACUUGACAUCCUUCGUAGGGACUUUGAAAAGCGAUUUGGAAAGAGUGCCGAUGGCGAGUAUGCGAAGAAAUUCAAGAACCAAAGUUAUGCCACCAGCCUCGAUGACUUCGACAGCAACAACGACGGUAAGCCUGCGCUACCAUACGUAGUAGGCGCUACAUUUGUCGCUCGCCGUCACGAACCACCUGCGCCUUUCGGUCAUGGCUACGAUACUCCUUGGCCGCCUUACAAGACAAACGAUUUUCGACUACCGCAGAUUGACUACUGUCUGAUUCGGCAGCCACUCGAAGGUCGUACACUUGAUGAGUCUCGCGUACUCACCAUUACUGGCACACGCGACGUCGUUGUACUAGCUGACGGAGACUACUCACGGGAAGCUGCCGCGUACGAGCAACUGCGACGAAGCCCUGAUACGUGGAGUCUGGUUCCGGCGUACUACGGGAGCUGGACAAUUGAAAUACCUACGGAAGCGGGCGAUCAGACACUCACACGACAUGUCCGCCUCAUACUAACGGAGCAUAUCAAGGGAACCGUCAUGAGUAGUGUCCAGCCUCAGUUGCUCUCUCGACAAACACGUUCGGCGAUAAUGGAGAAAAUCUUAGAAGCUGAAUCUCUCAUCUUCAACGCUGGUGUCCUGCACCGCGACAUGUCGCCCCGCAAUAUUAUGUUCGUCUCUCCAGCAUCAAACGUCUUGUUCGACGAUCCACAUCUCCGAGUCGUCAUUAUCGACUUUAACGUUUCUAAUGUCAUACGCCUUAGCAACACUUCCUGCCCUGUAUCACUACAAAGAAAAUGGCCAGGUAAACUCCUUGGUCCAGUAACGAGGUUUUGGAAUGCGAUGGAGGAGUUUGAAGCUCGAGACUGGGUGAACGAUGAAGAUGGGAAGGCGAACGAGUGGUUAUGGGAAUGCUUUGGGCAGAGGGAGGAGUAUGUACCGCUUGUCAGAGACAGAGAAGAGAGUGAACUGUGUCCAAGGAUUGCUUGGCGUAGUGAGCUUGAGGAUGACGAGAACGACGAAGAUGAAACUGUUACAGGUACGGUGAGGAGCUUGGAUACAUGGAGUGACGGAGAUGGUGAGAUCGUCUUCCGGGGCCGAGGCUGUAAAAGUUAG
Molecule: messenger RNA, 1164 nt
Organism: Alternaria arborescens
Lineage: Eukaryota; Fungi; Ascomycota; Dothideomycetes; Pleosporales; Pleosporaceae
Exons: 2
Coding region: 1-1164 (387 amino acids)
Biological process (GO): protein phosphorylation
Molecular function (GO): protein kinase activity
Source: RefSeq, a predicted model, not a curated record